CAGAGAAUUUCAGGUCUGAAUCGAGUUUAGAGAAGAAGAAAAAAAGGAGAAUGAAGAAGACCUUUGUAUGUAAUGAUUCGAUGAUCAUCACUAUUCCCAUUGGAAAUCUCAAGGACCAUGGAGCGGGUCAACUGAUGCCAGAAAAAUUCCAGUGUGUGUUCAGAGAUCCCUACAAGGUCUUUGUUAUUAAGGGAAGACCUAAACCUCUCGGAGCAGCCCAAGCCAUCGCCGGUGUGUUUCUUUGCAUCCUUGGUCUGAUUUUGGAUAAAAUGAUCAACAUGAUCUACACUCUCCCCAGUGUUCUGUUUGUCGUCUGUGGUAUGCUGUCUUAUGCUGCAGGAAAAGCUCCACACAUGUACAUGGCAAAGCUGUCAUUCUCAUUGAACAUUAUGAGCUUCUUCUGGUCAAUUGCGGCAUUUUAUAUCAGCGGGAUCCACUUGCAAACCUCGCCAGGUUAUGACUCACACAGUUUAAUGGUGCUUAAUGGAAUCAAUGGAUUGGUAAUGAGUCUGCUGGUUGUUGAAAAUUUAGUAGCCCUAUUCUUGAUCUACUGGUUAAGUAAAGCUGUUUGCAGACAACACUUCAACACUUUGCCCAUCAUACUGCUGAAACAGGGUGACAGGGAUUUAAAGGCUUGAUGGAGCUCAAAAAACCCAAGACCACAACAACCAGCCAUAUUAAUACAUAAACUUUUAACUUCUUGAUUGUAUGAAAAGUGCAUAGCAGCCUAUCAGUGUCAUAUACCCCUCAAUAUGCUGUAUGCUAUACAAAGAAGUGUAAAGUUAUUUUUGUUUCUGUUUCAGAAAUAGUUGGAAAUAGUUAAUAGUUCCAAAGAGCAAUUGCAUUUGAAUAUAAUGUGCUACCUAUUACUUAUGUUUUUGUACAAUUGGCUGUUUAUAUUGCCUUUUUAUAUAAUUUUAUAACAGCAAUCAUAUCCAUGUAAAAAAAAACAACAAAAGAAACAAAAAAAAAAACAAAACGGUUUUUAGAUCAUAAUUGAAAAAUUUCAACAACAACCUACAUUUUCCCAUUGGCUCUGUAUUUCAUUAAUCACUUUAGAUUGAUUAUUGAUUGUUAUGAUAGCCUAUAGAUCGGCUGGCUUGACUGCAUGGCUGUUGAACAGAUAUCAAACAUUGAGGAUUUUAGCAGCUUGUUCUCUCACAAUUCUUUUAUUCCAUUAGAAACUGCAAAGGCAUAUAGAUUUCUCUAAAAAUUUCAGCAACACACUGGGGAUUUUCUGGGGAUUUUUGUGUGUAUACUUUUUGUUUUUUGAUUUUGUGUGACUGCAUUCAGCUUCAGAUCAGUGGGUUAUUCUGGACUGUUUGUAUCUCAUUUAA
Molecule: messenger RNA, 1337 nt
Organism: Xiphias gladius (swordfish)
Lineage: Eukaryota; Metazoa; Chordata; Actinopteri; Istiophoriformes; Xiphiidae
Exons: 7
Coding region: 51-638 (195 amino acids)
Source: RefSeq, a predicted model, not a curated record